GUGACUCAGUCACACGUGUCAUUCAUGUGCCCUUCUUAGCUUUUUUGUGCAGUUGUGUAGUGUAGGAAGCAACUUCUCCCUCUCUCUCUCUCUCUCUGCAAAAACUUCUUCUUUAGCCAAUUGCUUUCGCAAAAUGUCGGGGAAGAGAAGGAGGAAGUUGAAAUUGUUAAGCGACACAAUCACAAAUAAUGGAAGAGCAGUUGUUGAGGUAAAAAGUGAAAAUUUGGAAUUGCAAUCCUGGGCUGAUCUCCCUGCUGAACUCCUAGAAUUGGUCUUGUCUCGAUUGGUCCUAGCGGAUAACAUCCGGGCUUCUUCUGUUUGCAAGAGAUGGCAUUCUGUUGCGAGUGCUGUACGUGUAGUAAAUCAAUCACCAUGGCUUAUGUAUUUUCCAAGAUUUGGUGACUGUUAUGAAUUCUAUGACCCUGUGCAGCGUAAGACACACUCCCUUGAGUUGCCCGAGUUGAAUGGAUCUAGAGUUUGUUAUACCAAGGAUGGUUGGUUAUUGUUAUACCGGCCUAGAACUCACCGAGUAUUCUUCUUUAAUCCCUUUACUAGGGAGCUGAUUAAACUGCCAAGAUUUGAGAUGACAUACCAGAUUGUUGCCUUCUCUUGUGCUCCAACAUCACCCGGCUGUGUUCUGUUUACUGUUAAGCAUGUUAGUCCUACUGUUGUAGCUAUUAGCACUUGCUAUCCUGGGGCAACAGAAUGGACCACUGUUAAUUAUCAAAAUCGCUUGCCCUUUGUCAGUAGCAUUUGGAAUAAGCUUGUGUUUUGUAAUGGGUUAUUUUAUUGUCUGAGUCUCACAGGUUGGCUCGGUGUGUUUGACCCAGUUGAAUGUACUUGGAGUGUCCUUGCAGUACCUCCACCCAAAUGCCCAGAGAACUUUUUUGCCAAAAACUGGUGGAAGGGGAAAUUUAUGACGGAGCAUGAAGGGGAUAUAAUAGUAAUUUACACAUGUUGUAGUGAAAACCCCAUUAUUUUUAAGUUAGAUAAGACAUUAAUGAAAUGGGAAGAGAUGACAACACUAGAUGGAGUAACGCUUUUUGCUAGUUUUUUGUCAUCACAUUCAAGGACUGACCUCGUAGGAAUAAUGAGGAAUAGUGUCUACUUCUCUAAAGUUCGUUUCUAUGGAAAGCGUUGUAUAUCAUUCUCUCUUGAUGAAUAUAGAUACUAUCCCCGUAAACAAUGUCAUGACUGGGGAGAACAAGACCCUUUUGAGAACAUUUGGAUUGAGCCACCUAAGGACUUCUCUGCUUGCAUGUGAAGAAUUUUAGUGAACAAAGCUUUUGUUUCAACGAGAAGUCCUAGUGCAGAACAUGUGAAUAUUUGGAAGCAUGCUAAUGCUAUGUUUGCAGCUGCAUAUAGGAGGCUAGUAUAUGCAUAAAACGGAAGUUAUAUGUGAAGGAAUGGACCUCCGGAAGAGGAAAGCAUAAAAGACUUGCCUCGGUUAUUUUGCCUUUGCAGAUCCUGGAACAUUAAUAUUUUUUACCCCAACACAGCAGCAGAAAACAUUAGAUUUUAUGCUAAUUUAGAGAUUUGUUAGUUAUUAUUUUGGGAAUGAUCCGUAGUUUAUUACAUGUGAAAGAAUGGACUUAUGCAAAGAGAGAAGCGAAAAAUACUUGCCUUAUUGGUCAUUUUGUCUCUGCAAAUCCGGAAAUAUUAAUAUUUCUUACGCCCAACAUAGCAGUGCUUAUGGAGAACACUGAACAUUAGAGUUUUUAUUAAUAAAGAUAAUUAUUAAUUAA
Messenger RNA from Cajanus cajan (pigeon pea), 1745 nucleotides. Its product is annotated as F-box/kelch-repeat protein At1g57790. The record is from RefSeq and is a predicted model, not a curated record. Lineage: Eukaryota; Viridiplantae; Streptophyta; Magnoliopsida; Fabales; Fabaceae. Gene Ontology annotation, molecular function: protein binding.